AUGGAGAAUUUAACAGGAGAGGAUAUAUACACUUGGUGUAUGCAAAUAGAGAAAAAUCCUAAAAAGUGUAUAGCAAUAGGAGGAAAUUUCUCUGAAUUUUCAGAUGAAGAAGUCAUUAGAACAAUUAUAGACAAAUUAUAUGGGGUUAAAAGACCUAAGAUUGUGGAUAAAUGGAGAGAGGAAAUAGCCAUAUUAAUAGAAGCUGAAAGGGAGUUAGAUCCAUGUAUGAUACCAAUGAUGAUAAUGGCAUAUGAGGAAAUUGGGAGGCGGUGGUAUAUUAUCUGGCCUAAGAGAACAGAUGAGGAGGCUAGUAAUGCACACAUAUCCACUUCUAGGGAUACCCCUGAAAGGGAAAAUGCAAAUAGUAAUACACAAGGAAAUGGUGCAAAUGUAGAUGGGUCACAGUUUGAGACAAUGGUAGAUAGAGUGGUUACCCAGUUAGAACGCUGGCACUAUGAAGGGAGCUAUAGGAGAUUACGAAUAUUUUCGGGGAUAGUGCCUGUACCACUAGGUGAAGAAAUGUACGAGUCCUGGAAGGAAGCUGCUGUUCAGCAAGCUGAGGAAUGGCAAUGCCCUGAUCAAAUAAAAAGGCAAAGAGUGGUUGAAAGCCUAAGGGGGCCUGCCAUGGGAAUAAUACAGGUAGCUAGACGAAGUAACCCACAAGCUACUCGAGUCGAGACAUAUUUUGAGGCUCUAGAUUAUGCCUAUGGCACAUUAGAAGAUGUAGGGGAUUUAACAUCUAGGUUGCAUCAUACGUUCCAGGAACCUGGAGAAAGUUAA
Messenger RNA from Pseudophryne corroboree (corroboree frog), 780 nucleotides. Its product is annotated as paraneoplastic antigen Ma1 homolog. The record is from RefSeq and is a predicted model, not a curated record. The transcript has a single exon. Bases 1 to 780 code for a protein of 259 amino acids. NCBI's taxonomy places the organism in Eukaryota, Metazoa, Chordata, Amphibia, Anura, Myobatrachidae.